AUGACCACUCCGGAGAAGACGUCGGUGAACACGAUCGAGGCUGGCGAGCCCAGUCUCCCGCCGCCCUCUAUACUGCCCUCCACCACCACCAUGGCGGCCGGCGCCAAGCGACCUGCAACUGCACUUUUGCCCGCCUUCGAGCCUCUCUCUUCCUCGCCCGGUUUGCCACGUCCUCUCAAGAGGCAGGCUCUUGAUGUCGCUUUUGGUUCCGCCGUGCACAAGUAUCCUACCCCGGUCCCGACUUCCAGCACGGGCAUCCUCUCGUCCUCUCCACCACGCGUCCAGAGGCCGGCCCUGACACGCGCCCCCUCUGGCGUGUCAGAAAGAGCACCACUCUCUGCCGUGCCCACGGUAGAACUCAACGAAAAUGGCGAGGAAUUGCUCAUGGGCCGUUCUAGUAAUUCGUCUCAUUACCAGCUCUCAGCUAGCCGCAUCAUCUCGCGUGUCCACGUCAGGGCGCGGUAUAUCCCGGCCACUGAGCCCCUCGAACGCGACCAGGUGGAGAUCAAGUGCACUGGCUGGAAUGGCCUCAAGUUGCACUGCCAGGGCAAAACUUGGGAGCUUCGCAAGGGCGACACCUUUACGUCUGAGACGGAAGAUGCCGAAAUCAUGCUCGACGUGCAAGACGCGCGCGUCAUGGUGCAAUGGCCCAAAAGGGACCGCCACGAAUCUUUGACCAAUUUGUCCGACUCGUCUUGGGAAGAGUCACCGCGUUCCCGACCUCAGCACAACGCGAAUCUAUUAUCAUCGAGCCCUCUUCGGCGACAGACGCGUGUCCAAUCGCCAGAAUCGCCCACGCCUGGCAUCAAAUCAGCAGCGGCUUCCUCGUCUAGUUUGAACGCAAUCCUGGCCACUGACAACGCCAAUGACCAAGUAGAGAUCUAUGAGGACCCAGAGGAAGGCGAGCAUGAAGAAUCCAAGGACGAUCACGACUUGGACUUUUCCUUUGCCCCCACCGAGUUGACCAGUAAUAGCUUUUCAAGCGACCUUAGUGAGCCAGAUGACGAAAACUAUCCCAACGAGGAGAAUGACCCUAUCGUGCAUUCGUUCGGCCCCUUUGGUGCCAACCUGUCUGGCCGUCUGGCCUCCAUUACUUCCGAGUCGUCGCGUCACCCUUUGCCACAACCAUCCCGCGUUUCGGCUGAUACGACACCCGUGCCAGAGGAGCGGCCGCUUCCUGAACAUCUCGACGUUGCCGCCAUUACCAACCAUGUAGUAAAUCAGCUCGCCUACUCGCGCCUAUCCUCCAACCCAUUGUCGGGCAUUCUGAACAACCUUCCUGCUGAGGAGAAGAAGGGAUUACUGAAGAAGGAUCUGCGCAGGAUCAUUGAGUCGACCGAGUGCAUUGGUACCAUUGCUCGCCACGGGAAAGAUGCAGCAGGCAAGCAACUGGAGAGCGAGUACUACUAUGUUCCUGAGAAGGACAAUGACGACUCUCGGCGUCUGGCUGUCACUGACGGACUGAGAAAGCCCAGUCUCCGGGCUUGCAGAAAGCAACACAAGCAAUACUUUUGGAAGCGACCCAAGACUCCUUGA
Pestalotiopsis fici W106-1 is the source of this 1536-nucleotide messenger RNA. RefSeq lists its product as uncharacterized. Bases 1 to 1536 code for a protein of 511 amino acids. The transcript has 2 exons. Gene Ontology annotation, molecular function: protein binding. Lineage: Eukaryota; Fungi; Ascomycota; Sordariomycetes; Amphisphaeriales; Sporocadaceae. The record is from RefSeq and is a predicted model, not a curated record.